Pseudophryne corroboree (corroboree frog) is the source of this 2839-nucleotide messenger RNA. RefSeq names its product heat shock protein family A (Hsp70) member 9 (gene HSPA9). The transcript is spliced from 17 exons. Gene Ontology annotation, molecular function: ATP binding; ATP-dependent protein folding chaperone. The record is from RefSeq and is a predicted model, not a curated record. Gene Ontology annotation, cellular component: cytoplasm; mitochondrion. Gene Ontology annotation, biological process: protein folding. Bases 455 to 2473 code for a protein of 672 amino acids. NCBI's taxonomy places the organism in Eukaryota, Metazoa, Chordata, Amphibia, Anura, Myobatrachidae.
ACGUGACUACGUUUUGUCUACAGCAGCCUAUCCUGAGCAAUAUGUCACUUCCUGUCCCCGAUAACCUUCAGCGAAGCCCCGUCAUGGACCCCAUCUAGUAGCCCUCGGCUACGCCUGCACCUACGGUAGACGUGCCGGUCAGCAUACAGCGCACCCCGAUCAUUACGCCGCGCCCUAGCACCAGGUCUUGUGUCAGAUAACAACCUGACCUCGCCGAUCACCGCAGCUUGCCGCACGCCUUCUCCUACUUCCCCGCCUCACGGACAGGCGUUUGCUCACGGACACAGGGCGGGGAGUGAGAGAGACGUCCUCCCGGCUGCUGCCGUGAACUUUCACUAGUCACUCCCACGUGGUUUGGAUACUUCUAGAAGUGGCAGCACCGUGUCCGGUCUCCAGCCCUCACCGUACCAACUCCUUUCCCCGCUCCAUUCUAACCGAUCUCUGAAGCGUCACAAUGCUGAGCGCUGGUAAAGUCGUCGGUCGCCUGCUGUCAUGCGUUCCCCGGAGCGGAGCCCGCCAGGGUUGUUUCAGCGAAGAUGGUCUAAGUGCAGUUUAUAAGCGAAACUAUGCUUCUGAAGCAAUUAAAGGAGCAGUAAUUGGAAUAGAUCUGGGAACUACAAAUUCCUGUGUUGCUGUUAUGGAAGGAAAACAAGCAAAGGUCUUGGAAAAUGCAGAAGGAGCUAGAACUACUCCUUCUGUUGUUGCCUUUUCAACAGAUGGGGAACGCUUAGUUGGAAUGCCUGCUAAGCGUCAGGCCGUUACUAAUCCCAACAACACAUUUUAUGCAACAAAACGCCUUAUUGGCCGUCGAUUUGAUGAUUCUGAAGUUCAAAAAGAUAUAAAAAAUGUUCCUUUUAAGAUUGUGCGUGCAUCAAAUGGUGAUGCUUGGGUGGAAGCGCAUGGGAAGCUGUAUUCUCCUAGUCAGAUUGGUGCAUUUGUACUUAUAAAAAUGAAAGAGACAGCAGAAAAUUAUCUGGGUCAUUCUGCUAAGAAUGCUGUAAUUACUGUCCCUGCCUACUUCAAUGAUUCCCAAAGACAGGCAACAAAAGACGCUGGGCAGAUCGCUGGACUAAACGUUUUGAGAGUUAUUAAUGAACCUACUGCUGCUGCUCUUGCAUAUGGCCUGGAUAAGUCUGAUGAUAAAAUCAUUGCCGUCUAUGAUCUUGGAGGUGGUACUUUUGAUAUUUCAAUCCUAGAAAUUCAGAAAGGGGUGUUUGAAGUGAAAUCCACUAAUGGUGAUACUUUCCUUGGAGGAGAGGACUUUGACCAAGCACUAUUGCAACAUAUUGUGAAGCAGUUUAAAAGAGAGACUGGUGUGGAUCUAACGAAAGACAACAUGGCUCUACAAAGAGUGCGAGAGGCUGCUGAGAAGGCAAAGUGUGAACUAUCGUCAUCAGUACAGACGGAUAUAAAUUUGCCGUACCUCACCAUGGAUUCUUCUGGACCAAAACAUCUGAAUAUAAAGUUUACGCGUUCUCAGUUUGAGGGCAUUGUGGCUGACUUAAUAAAGAGGACUGUUUCACCAAGCCAAAAAGCUAUGCAAGAUGCUGAAGUCAGUAAGAGUGAUAUUGGAGAAGUUCUCCUAGUUGGUGGAAUGACAAGAAUGCCAAAGGUCCAGCAAACUGUUCAGGAUUUGUUUGGUCGUGCUCCGAGCAAAGCUGUUAAUCCCGAUGAGGCUGUUGCUAUUGGCGCAGCUAUUCAAGGUGGAGUAUUGGCUGGUGAUGUUACAGACGUUCUGCUGUUAGAUGUCACUCCUCUGUCUCUUGGAAUUGAAACGCUUGGUGGAGUUUUUACAAAAUUAAUCGGCAGAAACACAACUAUUCCAACCAAAAAGAGUCAGGUCUUCUCUACUGCAGCUGAUGGGCAGACUCAGGUGGAAAUUAAAGUGUGUCAAGGAGAACGAGAGAUGGCUAGUGAUAAUAAAAUUCUAGGCCAGUUUACAUUGGUUGGAAUACCACCAGCACCUCGUGGAGUGCCUCAAAUAGAAGUUACUUUUGACAUAGAUGCCAAUGGAAUUGUUCAUGUAUCUGCAAAAGAUAAAGGAACUGGACGUGAACAGCAGAUUGUCAUACAGUCUUCUGGUGGACUCAGUAAAGAUGAUAUUGAAAAUAUGGUGAAAAAUGCUGAAAAGUAUGCAGAGGAAGAUAGAAGAAGAAAGGAACUUGUUGAAGCUGUAAACAAUGCAGAAGGAAUUAUUCAUGAUACUGAAUCAAAGAUGGAGGAAUUUAAGAGCCAGCUGCCAGAAGAUGAGUGCCAGAAGCUCAAGGAGGAGAUCAGCAAAAUGAAGGAGCUUUUGGCUCGGAAAGACUCAGAAACUGGAGAGAGCAUUAAACAAGCUGCAUCAUCUCUUCAGCAAGCUUCACUGAAGCUCUUUGAAAUUGCAUACAAAAAGAUGGCAUCAGAAAGAGAUAACUCUGGAACUGGAGAGCAAAAAGAAGAGCAAAAAGAAGAGCAGAAGGGAGACAAGCAGUAAAUUGAGAGAAUCGAAAUACUGAAUAGAGGCUUGGGCGCAUAGUAACGUGGACGUCCUGAGCAGGAAUGUUCAAUCCAAUGUUCUACUGUGUUUUGGCAGUACUUUAUAUAAUUUCUUUACUAUAUUGAUUUACUUCUGUAUCGACAGUGUCCUUUCUGUUUUUUUCCUCCCGUUUUGUCACUUUAGCUAUCAAAAACCCCAUGGACUAUGUAAACCUUUUUAGGAGGAUUUUUUUUAUUAAAUUUAUAAUUUCUUCCCAUCACUCAACUCAAUCCUGUUUUAGACUUAUUAUGAUCUGGGAGUCUGUUGUAAAUUUCAUACUAAUGCCUCAUAUUUGAGGCACAAUAAAGUGAAAAGUUGAGUUAA